UUUUUAAGGUGACUUUCGUGUUGAUAUAAGAGUGGUGAUACUUUAUGGUGUUGUGUUUGGUUUACUAUUUGAUAAUGCCAGAGAAUGGUGAAUUAUUAAAUGCUUGCUGAAAAUAAUCGUAAUAAGCGUAAUUGACGUGUAACUGUCGAAUUUGAUUGAUAUUUCUGUUACGCCCGUUUCCCCAAAUGAUUUUCUAUGACAUCUGCAGUAUUCUUGAUACGUCAGACUAAAGUAAACUGAACUGUGUUUAAAAGAGCCAACUCACUAGUAAAAAAAAGAGUGUGAAGUGCGCUGUUUAUGUAAUAUUAGUCUGUGAAGUUUAUCAGCGAAGUGAAAUAACACCGUAAGCUAUCAUACCAUAGAAGAUAUUGCCUGCAUUCGCACCGAAAAGGUUCAGCGCGAUGGACGGCUUCUUCCUGGCUGUCUUCCUGGCCGUGUGCAUCCUGGCGGCGGUGAUCCUGCGGUGCAUCUGCUACCGCUGCUGCCUCCAGUCCUGCUCGCAGAAGGCGCGCCAAAACAACGGCGAGAUGAUCCUCCCCCGCCACACCACGCCCACCAUAACGCCCGCGCGCCCACAGCCGUAUUCGCAGGUGGACGGCACCCAGCGGGCGGCAGUGCCUCCUCAGUCCCGCGCCGUCUUCACGAUCUACACUUUCCCGCAGCACGAGUCCCCCGAGAUGGAUAGGAGCCCCCCGCGCACCCCGGGCCCCCCCAAGUACUCCUCCCUCCCCGCCGACGCCCCGCCCAAGUACGAGGACCUCUUCCCCCAGGCGGACUUCACCUUCCCCUCGAAGACUCCGUCGCCAAAGCUAGCUCCUCCCACUCGGGACUCCAUCAACCUGCAGCCCCUGCGAUCCUCCCCGCAGCAGAACACCCUCGUUCCUCUCGCGCCUCCGCCUGUGGUCGUCCCUCCGCCCCCUGCCUCGCACUUCCCUGCUCCCAGAGUGCCUUCCUCCGCUCCCUCUCCCAGCCUGCCUCCGUCCUCCCCGCCCUCCGCCGCCCAUUCGUCCUCCUCCCUCUCCGAUCCUUCGGCCGAAGGAGUCCCUCGAGAGGCGCCGCCGACGUACACACCAGUGCCCCCUGCCAGAGACGGGGAGUGAGGCGGACGGACCGACGGCCGACGGUGUUCUCAGCUUUCUUCAGGGCAUUGAGUGAUCCCUCUGCGGAUUAUUUCCCAAUUCGUAACUGCCAAGGUUCAUUAACGUUAGCGGGAAAAAAAAUAAUUUCUGGCCAUGGACCAAAGUGCCUGUAAUCAGGAACGUGAUGUGAAAGUGCGAAGAACCUCGGAAACGCACGAAGUGAACUGAAAGUGUGCCAGGUUGUGCCACGACCCGUUCGAAGGAUGGCACUGAAUCUUCAAGGAGGAAUCUCUGGACCUCAGACAAGGAAUUCCUUUGUGUUAGAGGACGGGACUUUGACUGCUCAAGGGGACUCGAUAUGCUGUUACCAUGUUGUCGUUACCAAGGUUUAAUAAUUCAUAGGACUAAUAUGCUAUUUCUGUUGAUCGUAACCAUACUGGGAUAUCAAGUAAUAAUUGGCCUUGAGCUUGGAAACAGGCCAAGCCUCAUUGAUUCUCAUAGAAUAUCAAAAAGAUUAUUUUCCCGGCCCACCUUCUCUAAGACAUUUUACAACACUACUUUUAUUUAUGUUCAGUUAUCCCAAAUCCCUUCCUCCUAUCUACUUACCUAUUUAUCAUUCUGUAUCAAUUAUCCCCAAAUUCAGCCUAUCUUCUCAUCUAUUUAUCAUUCUGCCUUUCUAUAAGGGAAUAACGUUCUGUCUUCAAUGCAUAUAUGGAUAUUGAGACACACACAAUACUUACUAACUUGAAAUCUAAAUCUUGAAACUUAAAUUUCUGUAACGGAGAGCCGGUCACCAAGUCGGCUUGUUCAAAGGCUUUCAAGGUGCUAACUUCUUGUCCUUCAGUCGAGGUCGAAGGAAAAGUCGAAUUCGAGUGUCUUCAUAAUUGCGAAUACGGCAGCGUUGUGGCAAUGACGUUCUUCCAGUGAUAUACAGUUAUAUUCUUCCAGGUAGACAGACGUUUGAAAAUCUACCUCCUGUUAGACAAUUAUUUUUGCUGUCUUUCUUUAUGUA
Molecule: messenger RNA, 2091 nt
Organism: Penaeus vannamei (Pacific white shrimp)
Lineage: Eukaryota; Metazoa; Arthropoda; Malacostraca; Decapoda; Penaeidae
Source: RefSeq, a predicted model, not a curated record